Molecule: messenger RNA, 780 nt
Organism: Daphnia magna
Lineage: Eukaryota; Metazoa; Arthropoda; Branchiopoda; Diplostraca; Daphniidae
Exons: 3
Coding region: 1-780 (259 amino acids)
Source: RefSeq, a predicted model, not a curated record
AUGACCGCGCGACAAUAUUACAAGGAGUCAGAAUUAUCUCGCGAACCUGAAAAUCUUAAAGUAUCUUUUUUCUGUAAUGAUGAAAAGACUGGUCAAUAUCAGCUGAUUUGUUCCGAUUUCCCCCCCCCUGAUGAAUCUAUCCUAAUGGAAUCGGAAUACCCAAAAGCAAUUUUUGACGAAGGGCUGGAGCAGGAAGGGUGGAACAUGUUUGAUGAAGAUGACGAAGAUCCAGAAGAAUAUGAUCUUCCUCUUUCCAUUAUAGCGGGGAAUAAUUUUGAUCGCAUUCAAAGAACGCGGCUACUUUCAGCAGCAUUUUUCUUAAAACACGGCUUAACUAAGACAGGCCUUGGUGAUUUCUUUGACAUUUUAAAUAUAUCAUCUGGGCAUCAAGACGAAGAGCUUAGAAGCCCAUAUAUGCUAAUGAAAAGAUAUGGGCUUUUAAAAGCUGGCUUGAAAAGAAUAUAUCCAUUCACUGCGUGCUCAAAGACACUUAAAAAUGACUCAAGUGGUUAUCCGACCGAAAUUCAGCCUUGCGGUCACAACUAUUUGCAGGAAACGUCAGACAAAUGCUAUACGCUCUUACUCCCCGUCGAAGAACAAGUGAAAUUUUUUCUACGUUACCAUGGAAUUAAAAACAAAAAUACUGUUAUCAAUGAUUAUGAAGACAGAAAAGGCGACGUAUUUACCGGUGAUAGUUAUAAGCCGUACGUGAAAGAUGGGCUAAUUAACGACCAUACAAUAACUAUGCCAAUAAACACUGAUGGGGCUCAAAAAUUUUAA